Messenger RNA from Trichoplusia ni (cabbage looper), 1680 nucleotides. Its product is annotated as DNA repair protein XRCC3. The record is from RefSeq and is a predicted model, not a curated record. The transcript has a single exon. Gene Ontology annotation, cellular component: replication fork; Rad51C-XRCC3 complex. Bases 193 to 1155 code for a protein of 320 amino acids. Lineage: Eukaryota; Metazoa; Arthropoda; Insecta; Lepidoptera; Noctuidae. Gene Ontology annotation, molecular function: ATP-dependent DNA damage sensor activity; four-way junction DNA binding; ATP binding. Gene Ontology annotation, biological process: resolution of mitotic recombination intermediates; telomere maintenance via recombination; double-strand break repair via synthesis-dependent strand annealing.
GUCAUGUCUUGUUUUGAUUUUCCUCAGUUCGCAGUUGUUUGUUUACAAUUUUGUUACUUGUAAACUUCUAAACUAAUUAGUUGCCUGAGUAACAAUUAUUUAACUUGUUAAACUUUGAAUACCCAAUAACCAUUAUUGUAAACUUCAGGCUUCAGUAUGUAAGAGAUUUAUUUUUAUUCAAUUGUAAUUAGGAUGGCUUUAAUAAAUACGAUUUUACCACCGAAAAUGUUCGAAGUUUUGGACAGAGCUGGAUUGUCUACAGUUAAACAGAUUAUCACACUUUCGGUCUGGGACAUUAAAAAGUCCACAAACUUAAGUAUUGAGGACAUCAUGUUACUUAAAAAUAUGGUGGCUAAUAAUUUUUCGCCUACUACUGUUACCGGAAAAACUUUGAAGAAAACUUAUAGUGAAAUCCUUAAAAUAUCUACAGGAUGUCAAAAUGUAGAUAAUUUAUUAAAUGGUGGCUUUAGAAGAGGAACUAUAACAGAGGUGUUUGGUGAAAGUGGCUGUGGAAAGACACAACUAGCAUUGCAAUCUACUCUUAACAAUUGGUUGGGUGGCUGUGUUUACAUUUGCACUGAAGAUUUAUUUCCAACAAAAAGAUUUGAAGAAAUAAAAAUAAAUCUUUCCUCAUAUGAUCCAAAAAUUGAUUAUGGUAAACAUGUCUUUGUGGAACACAUAACAGAAGCAAAAGAUUUGCUGUCUUGCAUAAGGGUGCGUUUACCAAAGCUACUAGAACAACAUAAAUUGUCUCUUUUGGUCAUAGACUCAGUGACUGCACCAUUCAGAUGUGAGAGUACUAAUUAUAUUCGAAGGGCAGAAGACUUAAGAGAAAUUGCAAUUUUAUUGACCUCACUAGCCCAGGAGUAUAACUUGGCUAUCUUGUGUAUAAACCAAGUUACUGCAUCAUUUGAAGACUCAGAUAAUGUAUUACCAUCAUUGGGCUUGGCAUGGUCUAACAUGGUUACAACUAGGCUUAUGAUAAAGAAGACUUCAAGAAUAGCUGAUGCCAAUAAUCCUCAAAAACAUAAGCAUCACUUGUUAACUUCUAAUCACACUGUUUAUGGUAGAGAAAUGUCAACAGUAUUUGCUCCACAUUUACCUAAUUCUAAAACAGAAUUUAUUAUUACAUCAAAAGGUCUUCAAAGCCUAUAAGUUUUAAAAAUAUAGCAAUAAAUAAACCUCAUUAAAAUUACUUGUUUAUUUAUCGCUCGACCAUUUUACUUGUCGUCGUAAGGCCUAUUCGUUAGGUACAUGAGUAAUCAACGUAUUUGAGCGAGAGUAUUUUCUUUACAACAUUUAAUUUGGUUUAUAUAAAUAAAUAAAGUUUUACACUGCUUUACUGUAUAAAAUUUACGCCAGCCCGUCUAAAAACAUUUUCUUAGUUAAUUUAUUCUGGUAAUGAAUUUAAUAUUAAAAUUAUAACAAUUUAUUACAGGAGAAAGUGUUUUAUUUUAUAUCUAUUCCCUCGUGGUCGGUGACAUGUAAACACUGAUGCACCCGUUUCAUGACACUAAUGACAAUAUUGACAAUCAUGUGACAGCAAGACGUCAAGUUAAAAUCUGACUUGGGUAGUAGAUUUAAAAGGGAUUUGUAAACACAGUUACUUGAAUAAAUAUCUUCAGAUAAUAUCCAUAUAGAAAGUCAUUUGCAAAUUGCUCUUACGAAACUUAAAAAAAA